Messenger RNA from Dipodomys spectabilis (banner-tailed kangaroo rat), 249 nucleotides. It is a transcript of the gene Defb135, whose product is annotated as defensin beta 135. The transcript is spliced from 2 exons. The coding region runs from base 1 to 249 and encodes 82 amino acids. Gene Ontology annotation, cellular component: extracellular region. The record is from RefSeq and is a predicted model, not a curated record. Gene Ontology annotation, biological process: innate immune response. NCBI's taxonomy places the organism in Eukaryota, Metazoa, Chordata, Mammalia, Rodentia, Heteromyidae.
AUGAGGAGCCUACUGUUGGUCCUUGUGGUUCUUGUCUUGCUCUCCUGUGUUCCAGCAGUUCGGGGUGGAGUGAAUAACGAAAUAAGACAAAUGUAUCAUUCAUGUUGGCGAACAAGGGGUGUUUGCAAGACAUCGUGUGCAUCAAAUGAAUUGUUUCAUAUCCUCUGUGAUGACAUAGAUGUGUGCUGCAUAAAACCAGAACAUAUGCCGCCUUUGGUUGAGCCUGAGCAUGUAGAGUUACAGCGUUAA